Paramisgurnus dabryanus is the source of this 1654-nucleotide messenger RNA. The record is from RefSeq and is a predicted model, not a curated record. Lineage: Eukaryota; Metazoa; Chordata; Actinopteri; Cypriniformes; Cobitidae.
UAGCAGCAUCAGCAGGUUGCUCUCUAACAGCAGAAAUGGGGAACUGCCUCCGUGCCUGCGAUCGCCCCAAAAACACUAAUAUGAAAUGGAGUUUACCCACCGUCUGUUUGAUCUGGCAGCUGGCUAUGAUCGUACUUUUUGGGGUUUUUGUGCGGUAUAAUGAGGAGUCAGACACACACUGGGUUGAAUUCAAAAAGCAUAAUAAUGUAACAAGUGAUAUUGAGAAUGACUACUACUUCAGAUAUCCCAGUUUUCAAGACGUCCACGUCAUGAUCUUCGUGGGCUUCGGGUUUCUCAUGACCUUCUUGAAGAAGUACGGAUUCGGAGCGGUGGGAUUCAACUUCCUGAUUGCGGCUUUCGGCAUCCAGUGGGCUCUUCUGAUGCAGGGCUGGUUUCAUUCCCUGGAUUACACCGAUGGAAAGAUCAAGAUCGGCAUAGAAAACCUGAUCAAUGCAGAUUUCUGUGUGGCGGGUUGUCUGAUAGCGUACGGUGCCGUGUUGGGGAAGGUCAGCCCCGUUCAGCUGCUGGUGAUGACUUUGUUUGGCGUCACGCUGUUUGCUGUUGAAGAGUUCAUCAUCCUCAAUAUUAUCCAUGCUAAAGAUGCUGGUGGCUCUAUGGUGAUCCACACGUUUGGUGCUUAUUACGGUCUGUCCAUAUCGUGGGUUCUGUAUAGGCCGAACUUGGAUAAGAGCAAACUCCUGAACGGAUCGGUUUACCACUCGGACAUGUUUGCCAUGAUUGGCACUCUGUUCCUCUGGAUGUUCUGGCCCAGUUUCAACUCCGCCAUCGCUGAUCAUGGAGACGGUCAGCACAGAGCGGCCAUCAACACUUACCUGGCUCUGGCCUCCACCGUCCUGACCGCGAUGGCCAUGUCCAGCCUGUUCGAGAAACAUGGAAAGCUAGACAUGGUUCACAUCCAGAAUUCGACAUUGGCUGGAGGAGUUGCUGUAGGAACAGCUGCUGAAUUUAUGUUGUCUCCGUAUGGUGCUUUGAUCGUGGGCUUCUUUUGUGGGAUUAUAUCAACACUGGGCUAUAUUUUCAUCUCUCCAUUCCUGGAGGAGAAACUGAAGAUUCAAGACACCUGUGGCAUUCAUAACCUGCACGCCAUGCCAGGGGUCAUCGGAGGAAUCGUGGGCGCCAUCUCGGCCGCAGCUGCCAGCGAGACGGUUUAUGGGCCGUUAGGGUUGACAAAUACAUUUGAUUUCGUGGGGAAGUUUGCUAAGCGAGUUCCAACAGCUCAAGGAGGAUUCCAGGCAGCCGGACUUUGUGUGGCCUUAUGUUUCGGAAUAGGAGGUGGCAUUUUCGUUGGCUGUAUCCUGAAGUUGCCGAUCUGGGGCGAUCCGGCAGAUGACAACUGCUUUGAUGAUGAGUGCUAUUGGGAGGUACCUGAGGAUGAAGAAAGUGUUCCUCCUAUCUUGGCUUACACCAAUCACAUGAUCCCCAACAAUCAUGCAGAUGUGACAGAGACGAAUUUCGUGGAGCAGCGCUAACACGAUGCAGCACGCGUGCAGUGAUGACGUGACCUCUGUCAGGAUUUCCUGCUGCUUUUCUCUGUUAACCUCAACAUUCAGCCAAAAACGCAAAAUUAAACAGACAUUUCUUUUGGCACAAGACGUGUAAAUGCAUUUUAAUGAACUGAUGAUUUAUGGUGUCA